This is a messenger RNA of Fusarium graminearum PH-1, 2868 nucleotides long. RefSeq lists its product as uncharacterized. The transcript has 3 exons. Gene Ontology annotation, biological process: cristae formation. The coding region runs from base 71 to 823 and encodes 250 amino acids. Gene Ontology annotation, cellular component: MICOS complex; mitochondrial crista junction. The record is from RefSeq and is a predicted model, not a curated record. Lineage: Eukaryota; Fungi; Ascomycota; Sordariomycetes; Hypocreales; Nectriaceae.
CAGCAGCAUCCGACGUCUAUCUUGAAUUCGCGUGACGUCUUUUCUCAUUCACCCGGCAAUUGAGCGCACAAUGGCUUCACGAGUGGUGUUCUCAAGGCGCUCUCUGGCGCCUUUGGCGACUAUGGCCCUUGGUGGCCUGGCACUGACUCCGGCCACUGUUUUCGCUGAAGGACCUAGCGACCUCAAGCGAAAACCCAUUUACGAUGACUUCGAGAUCCCAGCUUCAAAGCCCGCACCCGUGACGCCACCACCCGCUGCCACGACGCCCGUCGCUGAGCCCGUUGAAGAGGAGGAGAGGCAAUAUUCGCCUACCCCUACGGACCGAUUGGCUGUCUAUGUCGGAAGGGGGCGCCUGUCUCUGUACAAGUACGCUGUCGCUGCCGAGAACAAGAUCAACGAGACCAUGGAUUCGGCUUUCAACCUCGAGCAGUCCUUUACCAGCACCAUCGCUUCGCUGGCUCCCUCUCGCGAAAGCGGCGAGCAGCUCAUGCCCGGCGCUAUCUACGUCUUGGUUGCUGCCAUGGCCGGUAGCAUCAUCACCCGCAAUCGCAGCAUCAUCCUCCGUGCCUCGCUCCCUCUCGCCAUGGGUAUCGGUGCUGGCUGGACCGUUAUCCCCGUCACCAUGCGCAACGUGUCCGACCUUACUUGGAAGUAUGAGCAAAGAUUCCCCGUCGUUGCCCAGUCUCACAUCCGACUGCGGGAGAGCAUUCUCAACAGCGCCAGCUUUGCCAAGGCGCAUUCACAAGUUGGUGUCAAAUAUGUCGAUGAGAAGGUAACAGACGCGAGAGAGGCUGUUGAGGGCUGGGUUCAGAAGGGCAAAUAAAGGGCUUAAAAAAAGCGAGCUGAGAAGAGAUGUACUAUCACAUAGAGUUCCGAACACUGUUCAUUUGUAUCAAUAGCCGGUCCCGCUUAGAGCCGGCUACCGGAGCGCUGUAUGUAUUUUGAAUAAGCGGGUUUCUGGUGUAUAUACCACACCAUUGCUUGCUAUUUAUUGUUGACUCCAGCCCUUCAUACAAUAUGGCAGUGCCAUGAGAGCUUGUGUAUGUGUAUGGUAGGAACCCACUACAACUUCCCAUACCGCUGCUGUAGGACAGUCUUGCGCGAUUUCAGGGCUACCAGGUCAAGUAAAACUUUAGCUUAGUAGGCAGGCUUCUGGGUACGAUGGACCAUUGAUGAGCAAUGUCCUGUAAAUUGGUAUCUAUUAAGAAACAUAACAAUUCUUCAAAUAACCAGGUACGUUCGGUGCCAAGGAUAUGCUCAUCGCUUGGUCAUGAAACCUGGACAUCCUAGCCAGCCAAUUUAGUUGAUCGCUGUCCUUGAUCUUCUUCCUCUAGCCAUCUUUAUGCUUCAACCUCAGAAGCUUAACAAUAAAAGUAAAACAAUCGGCUUUCAAACAAAGCUAUAAAACUGCUUUAUUAAUCACCAGAAUAAGUUGAUUGAUAAGGUAGCCUUAUGGCCUUGUUUGAAACCCUAUUAUUUUGCUUCUAUUGUUAGGCUUCCAGGGUAGCACUGGUAGGAGCAUCUCUUUCGUUUUUUAACUUAAAAAGAAUGACUUGCCAGCGAAUGCUUUAACCUCAAGGCUCUAUAUCCACCAAGUCUCAACCCUGAACUCCGUAAAUGCGUUCUAUGUUUUGUAGUCGAACCAUACGCCGUCUAUCGCUCACUCUUCUCCUUAAUCGAUAUUCAGUCAUCCCCUAAAGAGUUGCUGCGACUGGUGUAGGCUCAGAGGCCUUGACCUGUUUCGUGGGUCUGCUAUCAGACAUCUUCCUCUUGCGCUUCUGUUCCUUUCCUUGUUCUGAUUUGGGUGACUGUGCGUUGGCAGCAGCCAAUGCCUUAGCUGCCGCCUUCUUUGCGGCCUUUCCCUGUAGAGGUUGACCGAGGCCACGCCUUUUGUCAACGGCAAUGGCGGCUUCAAGAUAAUCGUCGAGACAUAGCGCUUCGCAAAUACUCUUGUAGGUCUUGGACUGGUUGACAGGUUGGUAAAACUUUGAUUUUCCGGGAAUCAUGUUUGAGAGGAGAAACUUUGUGUUGCCGAAGCGAUUGUCGACUUCAAUAGAAGUCUUGACGUAUUGUUUGACAACUUCUUCCCAAGGUGCCACACCACCAUUGGCCUUGCUCCUGAAGCAACUCGGGUUCUUCUCGGCAGCGACUGCAAUCAUUGCACCAUCUGCCCCAAACUCUUCAGCGAGCUGAAGACCGUGGUCCCUCCCCUCAACAUCUCCAUUCACCAAACAGGCGACACCAAACUCAUGGCAGACUUCUGCGAUCAUCCGGAGCUGUCCACGGAUGGCUCGUUCUCUGGGUCGCAUGGGUGUCGUACGGCAAUGGAUGGUCAGUCCUGUGAUACCGGUGGCGCAAAGACGACGGACGAGAGCCUCUGUUUCCGCAGCAGUGUCGAGAAGCCUGAUCUUGACACUGAUUCCGAUCUCAAAUUCAGGGGUAAUGUUCUUCACGAGAGCCUCAAGAAUGGCGCAGAGCUUGUCGGGAGUCUGGAGAAGGGCAGCGCCCAUGCCUCCGCUCGUGCUGAAAGGUUUCGGGCAGCCAGCAUUGACAUCGAUGCCGGCAACAUCUGCAGCUACCAGCCUGGCUGCUUCCACCGCGCGAUCAGGGUCUGCGGUGCCGAUCUGAAAGAUGAGUUUGUCCUUUUCAAGUUCAGGGUGCAAUCUGUAAAUAAUGCUCUCCUUGGCAUCAGGAGGUGGAUCUUUCUGCCCAUGAGAAGAAGUACGGAACCACUCUAGUGUCUUAGACUCUUCAUCGAAGCGUCGAGAGGUUCCAAUCAUGGAAUAAUCAACAGUCUCUGGUCCUAUUACAUACUGUUAGUGGCUGUUUUCGUAGAGAUCUCGCUGGGCUUUGCGACUUACCCCAGAC